UCUGGAAGUUCCUGUUUGUUUACAACAGACUGCAACUUUCUUGUACAAUUCUACAAAAGUCAACUAUGCGGGAACCUCUGCGGGACCUUAGGUAACGUUCUCUGGAGGUUCCCUGAAGGUUCCUGUUGGUUCGGUCGCCCCCUGCUGGACGUUGCGACUCCUUCCCCUGGCUCACAGAACAAGUUGUCAUGGCAACUGUACAGCAUGUGCUCACAAAAACAAGAGCUUGACCGUUUCACCGACACUUCUACCUCCACUCGACAUCCACGACGCCAUCUUCGUCUUCUUCCUUUUAUUCUUCUGCUUCGUCUCCCAGCGUUUACCGGAGAGACAGACGCGAGGGAAGCCGAGGAAGGUGAGCGAUGAGCGGAGCCAAAGCCCGCAGCGACGCGCCUGUUGCUGAAAAUGUCUCCGGCGGCGGCGGCGGCGGCGGCGGCGGGCACGGCACUGCGGCUCCUCCACGGGACCGCAAGCCCGGUGGAGGGGUUCUGAAGAGGCUCAAGUCCCGGAGGAGCCAGGUGGACAGCAGGCCGGUGACGGAGGACGACCUGCGGACACAGAGCGGACACAUCACGCCGGAGGAUGUGCUCGGACUGAGAGUAGCUACCCGAGGGUACCUCUGUAAACCUGAGGAAAAUAUUUAUAACAUCGACUUUGUUCGCUUUAAAAUCAGAGACCUGGAGACUGACACGGUCCUAUUUGAGAUUGCCAAACCACCACAUACAGAUGAUGAUGAGGAGAACAGAGAGGCAGAUGCCAGUGCAGGUAGAUUUGUACGCUACCAGUUCACUCCAGCCUUCCUGCGGCUGCGGACUGUGGGAGCUACGGUGGAAUUCACAGUUGGCAACCGGCCUCUAAACAAUUUCCGCAUGAUCGAGAGGCACUACUUCCGUGAUCACCUGCUGAAGAGCUUCGACUUUGACUUUGGCUUCUGUAUCCCAAACAGCCGAAAUACCUGUGAACAUAUCUAUGAGUUUCCUCAGCUGUCUGAGAGCCUCGUCCGUCAGAUGGUGGAGUGUCCUUAUGAGACCCGGUCAGACAGCUUCUACUUCGUGGAGAACAGACUGGUCAUGCACAACAAGGCAGACUAUGCUUAUAACGGAGGACAGUGAUAUCAGCCUGCUCACACACGCACACACACACACACACACACACACACACAGACGCGCAUACACUCAUGUAUUCUCUCACUUAUUGCUCUACACGGACACACAUGCUUACAGCUCAAACACUCAUGCACACACACGCAACUGCAGUCACAGUUAAGUUGCCUCUUUAGUUUGUAAGGAUGAAUUGGCAUUAAUUGCAACCAUUUUCAGGUGAUUUGUUUUAUAUUGAUGUAGGUUUGUGUCAGUCUCUGACAUACAAAUAGGAAGCUGCUGUUGGAAGGAGGCUUGAAAUCAGUUAAUUUAUCUUGCUUUUAUUUGUCGAUAGAUCUCUUUGCUACCAAAAGAGGACUCAUAGCUAGUAGCCAUGGAACAUGUGUCUCAAACAGACCAAAUGGCUGUCAGAUAGAUGGUUAGUCUCCUCUUUGCAAAGUGUCCUACCACCCAUUCAACACACACACACACACACACACACACACACACACACACACACACACACACACACACACACACACACACACACACACUCAAUCCCCAAGUGACACACAUAGUGUUUACGCAGUGUUUGUCAGAAGCAGCUGUUCUCAGAGCUACCGCCUCCACAAUCCACUCCAGACAAUAUCGGGGGAGAAAGAGAGAAUCCAUCCACAAAAACACUCCUGUCAAACACACAUGGUCACUCCUCACUUUUGCAGCCCCCUCCCCACCUCCCCCUCCUCCCUCGCUUUCAUACCCAAAGAAACACAUCAACAAUAGCACCGUAUAAGAGUUUGAUCCGAGGCCUCUGAGAUCAUCGCUGUUUUUUUUUUUUUUUAUUUUACAGUUUUGUCUGGUGGAUAGUGAAGUGAAAAAAAUCAGGUUACAGCCAUUUAUAAUGUAAUUAUGACCAUCCACUGCAAGCCGACAAAAGAUGGUAACCCCAUCUAAUGAGCAGUUUUUAAAAAAUCAAGUCGAUAAUCCUCAUGAAUUCUGAGAGAGGCAGAAAUGAUCUAAUAUCAUGAUGCAUGUUAUGGUAAUAAUAGAUUCAAUGUGGAUAAAAAGAAAAGUAUUUGGGCUCCUGUAUUUUAAUGUGACAUCACACAUUUGUCUUUCCCAUCUCGGUUUAUUUAGCUGAUUUCUUUCAAUCCUUACCUCAUGACACACGUCUAAAAGCAUUAGAAUCAAGUUGGAAUAUGUGUGGAAACUGAGUGAUCUUCCUUCUAGGUAAUGUACCUCCUCUUUGUACUUUGUAAACUUUUAAAGGUGGUGUUUGUAAAAUAUAUACAUAUACAUAUACAUAUAUAUAUAUAUAUAGUUUGUAAAAAUUGAAAUGAGAAAAUAAAUGGACAUUUUGGGAUAUAAAA
Molecule: messenger RNA, 2449 nt
Organism: Acanthochromis polyacanthus (spiny chromis)
Lineage: Eukaryota; Metazoa; Chordata; Actinopteri; Pomacentridae
Product: protein unc-119 homolog B-like
Exons: 5
Coding region: 363-1112 (249 amino acids)
Biological process (GO): nervous system development; lipoprotein transport; cilium assembly
Cellular component (GO): cilium
Molecular function (GO): lipid binding
Source: RefSeq, a predicted model, not a curated record